Molecule: messenger RNA, 1111 nt
Organism: Phaedon cochleariae (mustard beetle)
Lineage: Eukaryota; Metazoa; Arthropoda; Insecta; Coleoptera; Chrysomelidae
Source: the annotation of a GenBank genome assembly
CCGCCAGAAGCUAUCAAACGCUACCGCUACGCCACAGUCUUGACUAGUGCUACGGAGAGUUUAUAGUGUGUGCCCUGUAAAGUGUCGAAAGUGUCUGUGUGUCUUCGAGUUCGAUGCAUACCCAAGCCUACAAGAUGUACCAUCAGAGUGAACAGAAGAAUUCUGCUGUGGUUUUGGACGUCAUACCGCCGCACUACAACCUGCAUCAUGGACAACCCAGUCCCCCGCAAAGCCCUACUCAAUACACCAAAGAUUGCUCGAGUCCGAGCUCUCAAGACUCCAAAUUGAACAACCCUACCAGCCCUUCUUCAAUGAACGAUCCCAACAUCAGGCGGUACAGGACUGCGUUCACCAGAGAGCAGCUGGCUCGCCUCGAAAAGGAGUUUUACAAGGAAAAUUACGUUUCUAGGCCCAGAAGAUGCGAACUAGCAGCCCAACUGAACCUGCCAGAGAGCACAAUCAAGGUCUGGUUCCAAAACAGAAGGAUGAAAGACAAGCGUCAACGCAUGGCGAUCGCCUGGCCUUACGCAGCGGUCUACACAGACCCCGCGUUCGCAGCUUCGUUGCUCCAAGCUGCAGCUUCGACCCUGCCGCUGCACUACCCUCCUCCGCCGCCGAUGUACUCCGCGCCUUACCCGCGAUACCACCCUUACCCUAGCUUCGGCAUGCCUCCCCAGAUGCACCACAACGUGGGGAUGGCGCAGCCUCAGCCUCAAGGCCUGAACCUCAACCUCAACUUCGAUUUUCCUCAUCAGGCGUACCAGCCUGCGCAUCAGCCUAGGAUAUCGCCGAAUUCGUCGGCGCAUUCUGAGCUCAGUUUGAGCCCGCCUAUGCACGAGGGGUUGCUGAUACCUGCAUCGAAGGUUUCUCCUGUGCAGCAGACGCAGGUCGGCGUGGAGAAGCCUAAGCUGUUCAAGCCUUACAAGUCGGAGGUUUAGGGGGUUCGGGGGGGCGAAGAGUUAUGUGUGAGGGGAGCUAGGGGUGUUGUGAUUUUUGUACUAAUUGAGAUGAUUUUUAUGUUAAGUUUUUGUACAUAGUUUUCGACUGUAUAUUAUUAAAUUAUUAUGGAAAAUGUAUAUAUUGUUGGAGAAUAUAGAAAAUUGAUUUUGAA